AUGCUUUCUGUAAUACUUCUGACCGCAUUUUCAGCUACUGUUCCUCUGGCAUCUGGUCAUGCUUCUAUUUGGCACUCAAGCAUGUGGGGCUUCAACGUCACGCAGCAGACAUUUUCCUAUGACAACCGUCCGGUUACACCUCUCAUGAAUUACAAUUUUGAGCAAUGGUGGUUCCACGGUCAUUUGGACUACCCUCCGAAUCCCGGCGACUUUUUCGAGCUUCCUGCGGGCCAGCCAGCUACUGCAGAAAUCGCGUGCGACAAGGGUGCCACGACAUGGUUUGCGUCUGCACCUGGCGGGAACAUUCAGAGCGGAAAUGAUCCGUGCCCCGGCUCGCCGCCUUCAGAGUACCACACGACUGGGCCGGACGACUUGAAAGGCUGCUCGCUGGCGAUCGCGUACAAGUCCAACGUGUCGGAGGUGCAGCCGGAGGAUUUUGUCGUCUUCAGCGUGAACCAGACUUGCGUCUGGAACCGUUUCACGGAUUUCCAGGUGCCUGCUGCGAUGCCACCCUGUCCAGAUGGAGGAUGCAUCUGCUCUUUCUUCUGGGUUCAUUCUGUUGAUAGCGGUAGCGAACAGAACUAUAUGAAUGGCUUCAGAUGCAAUGUGACUGGAUCGACCUCAAGCGUCGCACUCGCCAACCCCCAGCUUCCCCGGAGAUGCGGCGCUGAUCCAGACAACGGCAAACCGAAUGCAAGUCUAGGGAACUGUACCUACGGUGCCAAGGCACCCUUCUACUGGUUCCAGGCGGAACGGAACAACAUGUUCGAGGGCCAGUAUGCUCCGCCGUACUACGAUGACCUGUACAAUUUCCGCGAUGGUGCGCAGGACGACAUUUUCCAGAACUCAUACCCGAACGGCGUUCCCGCACCGAGCCCUAAUUCAACGAUCGUCCCAUCUCCGGUGCCCUUUGUCGCAGGCGCUGCUGCUGCUCCGAUAGCAGCUUCUUCCCUUGCAUCGCCGUCUGCAUCUUUAUCUUCCGCAGCUUCUGCAUCUUCCUCCCUGCCUGCAUCCGCAUCAUCGUCGGCGGCCGUAUCCGUAUCCUCGUCCGCGUUCACGUUCCCGUCUAAUUCUGCAUCCUUCGUGUCUGCAUCGGGAAGCAGCAACAGUGUGGCUCCUGCGAGUUCUGGCAAUAGUGCCGUGUCAGGCACUCUAGCCGCAUCUUCAUCCUUAUCGGUGUCCGUGUCGACAGCGACAGUGAUUAGCACCCUCGUAGUCACUGUCACGGCUCCUGCUUCUCCUUCAGUUUCAGCGUCUUCCUCCAACAUCUCUAAUUCAGAGCAAGCGAGCUCCUCGCAAGCAGUCUCUUCGUUCCAGUCAGCAUCGUCAUCGCGAUUGCCUUCAUCGGCGCUGUCAUCAGUCAUUUUGCUACCGCCUGCGCUGUCGUCCGCUAUACCGUUGUCGGCUGCUCAAUCGUCAGCUGUUCCAUCGGCGUCAGCGACAUCUUCAUCUCCAAUACUUUCUUCCGCAUUGUCUUCCACAUCAGCUCCAUCUAGCGUUCCUCCCGCUGUAACCACUAUUUUCCUCACCAAACCAGCCUUCUCUGCUUCUGCCUCAGCCUCAGCCUCUGCUUCAGCCUCCUCCUCAGCGUUUGCACCAGUGUCCGCGCCUGCAUCAGCAUCGGCCUCUACACCUGUAUCAUCUUCAUCAGUGUCUGCGCAGAAUACAACCGCCGCAACCCCUACAGAAUCAGGAGCAGCGAUGUUUGAGCUCGAUCACGACAAUGCUCUCUUUGCCGCCACCUCGUCCAGCGCUCCCGCGAUCAGCGCAACCGCGAACAUGUGUAAGCAGCAGUUCACGCGACGGAGCUUCCGUCGGCGGUCGCUCGACAACGAUGCCCCGCGGUCCCGCUUCCUUAGAAGCCGCCACAAGCGGCUGCACGAUAGAAGUAGUCUGUGGCAUAUAUUUUGA
Sparassis crispa is the source of this 1911-nucleotide messenger RNA. RefSeq lists its product as hypothetical. NCBI's taxonomy places the organism in Eukaryota, Fungi, Basidiomycota, Agaricomycetes, Polyporales, Sparassidaceae. The transcript is spliced from 6 exons. The coding region runs from base 1 to 1911 and encodes 636 amino acids. The record is from RefSeq and is a predicted model, not a curated record.